Lagopus muta (rock ptarmigan) is the source of this 4725-nucleotide messenger RNA. RefSeq names its product cingulin like 1 (gene CGNL1). Gene Ontology annotation, cellular component: myosin complex. The record is from RefSeq and is a predicted model, not a curated record. NCBI's taxonomy places the organism in Eukaryota, Metazoa, Chordata, Aves, Galliformes, Phasianidae. The coding region runs from base 277 to 4158 and encodes 1293 amino acids. The transcript is spliced from 19 exons.
CGUCUCCCUCUUGCUCCGCAAAUUGGCGUCCUUUUUUACGAAAGGGUGUGUCCGCCUUGUGUGUGCUCGCAUCGUGGGAAAGGCUCUCGCUUCAGCCAUUUGCGCUGCCCGAUUAACUUUGCGUCGGGUGUAUGGUUUAUAUUCCUGCCGUCUGGUGACAACUUCGUUGAUCAGCGCUGCCGUACGGCUUUUGUGGUGAAUUUGUAUUAGCGUCUGCCGUCGACAAGAGAUUAGUUGUACGGCUUUUAUCUUUUGCCUCUGUAAUCUUCUGAUAUCAUGGAGCCAUAUUUUGCUGGUUUUAAGCAGCAGGACUACGAAGUUACUCUUGAACUUGCAAGUGAGGAGAUUCAAAAAAAUAGAAAUGGGCAAAAUUCUAAGUCAGGAUCUUAUGGUGUCAGUAUUAGAGUGCAAGGAAUUGAUGGACAUCCUUACAUAGUACUAAACAAUACAGAAGGGUGUUUGUCAGAAAAUCCUCCUCUUUCUGGGAAAGAACAUCAGGUCAUUUCUCAGACUAUAAGCCAGUCAGUCACGGACUCCAAUACUGCUUUUAAAUUAGAGGACAAAAACAGCGAACACACAGAUUUUCCUGGAACACAGCACAUACAACCCUGUACGUUUAAAAGCCUAAAGAUAAGCAAUUCAGAUGAAAAUGAAAGUGGAAUAUCAGAUUUUAAAGAUGGAGCAUUGAAACCCUCCAACUUGUUAAACUUUCAAAGACAUCCCGAGCUUUUACAGCCUUAUGAUCCUGAGAAAAAUAACUUGAACUUGGAGAAUUGCCAGUCUUCUGUGUAUAAUAAACCUUCAUCUUUUGCAAAUGAAGAGAAAACUGAAGUAAAACCUUGGAUUUCUUCUUCUAAAAUCAUAUCCUUACAGAAAACAAAUACGUAUCUUGCAGAGUCCACCAAAGCAAAUUCAAAAAAAAUACAUUUGAACAGGACAGUAGACAUAGAAAGCCAAAACAAGGAGGUGUUGGAUUGUCCUGGUAGCAUAAUCAGCCCCAGUGAGGUGGGUGUUUCAGAAUCGUUUUCAUCUACGGGAAGAUCCCCAUCUCUUAGUCCUGCUGCCUACCCAGAAACAAGGAAGCCUAGACCAGAUGUACUUCCUUUUCGCAGACAAGACUCAUCUGGGCCAGUGCCGGACUCACGAAGAUCAUCAUCUUCAUCAGCUACUCCCACUUCUGCAAAUUCAUUAUACAGGUUUUUACUUGAUGAUCAAGAGUAUGCAAUCUAUGCAGACAAUGUUAAUCGACAUGAAAACAGGAGAUACAUCCCAUUUUUGCCUGGGACUGGUCGUGAUAUUGACACCGGUUCGCUUCCAGGAGUAGAUCAGCUAAUUGAGAAGUUUGAUAAAAAAGUUGACUCUCAUAAAAGAGGUAGGCCAGGAAAAAGGAAUAGAAUUCAUCCAGACGAUCGUAAAAGGUCAAGAAGUGUUGACAGUGCCUUGUCAUUAGAGCUUGAUAUGAAUUCAGAUUAUUUGGGUGAAGUGAGUAAGAGCUUAGGUAAGUCAACUGAACACUUGCUAAAACCAUCUGAAGUUUGCUUCCAGAAGCAGUUAUCCAGAGAUCAGAAACCACCUUCUAAAGAGAUGAAAAUUUCUGCUCGAAGUAUUGGAAAGCUGCAGGUGCCUGGCAAAGACUCUCAGAACAGUCAUUUCACUUCUUUGCAGCAUCUUAAACAAAAUGGAGAUAAUACUGAGAGUUUCGUAUUUAGGUCAUCUACACUUCCAGGACAGAAAAAGAGAGAGCAAGCUGGAACAGUAACUUCUACUCUGCUGCUGCCAAACAGAAUCACAAUCCCACCUGAUUCAGGAGCCAAAAAGAUUUCUUUAAAAACAUUUUCAUCUGUCCCUAAUAUACAGGCAACACCCGAUCUCUUAAAAGGCCAGCAAGACGUUGCACAUCAAACAAAUGAAGAGACUGCUAAACAAAUACUUUACAAUUACCUUAAAGAAGGAAGCACUGAUAAUGAUGAUGCAACAAAGAGGAAAGUCAACUUGGUUUUUGAGAAAAUUCAGACUUUAAAGUCCAGAGCUGCUGGAAAAACACAGGUUUCUGAUACUUCAGCUGAAAUGAAAGCACUGGUGGAGCAAAAAAACGAACUUGAAAGGAAAGUGGAAGAAUUGCAGAAAAAACUGGAUCUAGAAAUCACGAAUCAGCAAAAUUGCAAAGAGGAGAGAGAUGCUACACGAGCAAGCCUGCAAGAGCUUCAGCUCCGACUUGAUGAAAGUAUAAGUGAAAAAGAUGCCUUAAAAAAGAACUUGGAAGAAAACGAGAAGGAGCUCAGGCAAAACCUUGAGGAGCUUUUUCAAGUGAAGAUGGAGCAGGAAAAACACCAGACUGAAAUCAGAGACCUUCAAGACCAGCUCUCUGAGAUGCACGAUGAACUGGAUAAUGCAAAACAUACUGAUGAACGGGAAAAAGAGGUUCUGAUUGAGGAGCUAAUGCAAAUGAAGCAGGAUCUGCAAGAAAUAUUAAUUGCAAAAGAUCAACAAGAAGAAAUUUUGAGAAAGAGAGAGCGGGAGCUUACAGCUUUAAAAGGAGCACUAAAAGAAGAAGUGUCUAGCCAUGACAUGGAGAUGGAUAAGCUCAAAGAGCAACAUGAUAAAGAAAUGCUAAAUCUACAACAGAGCUUGGAGAAAGCAACGGAGAAUGCUGCUGUUCUUGCCAGUGAAAGAGAUGCUGUGGAAGAGGUACGAAAUAGUAUAGAAAAUCAAGUCAAAAAGCUGACUGAGGAAAACACGCAGUUGAAGAGAACAGUUGAUGAACUAGAAACAAAAAAUGAAGAGUUGCACAAACAAUUUGAUAAUAUGAAAGGAGAAGAAAGUUCAAUGAAGGAAAAAUUAAAAAGAUAUAAGGAUGAAAAUCAACAAUUAGAAGAAGCAUUGAAAUAUGCUGAAAAAGAGGCAAAAGAAUUGAUGGAAUUAAAAACAUCCUUAGAAAGCCAACUAGAAAAUAUGCAGGAGAACAUCCGCUGUAUUUCACAGGAACGACAGCAGUUAACCCAACAGUUAAAAGAUGAAACUCACCAGAAGGAACAGCUGGAGAAGAUAAAGAAUGAAAUGGAAAAUGAACGAUGGCAACUGAACAAGACGGUUGAAAACUUACAGGAGGAGAUGGCUGAAAUAGUGGAGGCCUCAAGAACAUCAACUGUGGAGCUUCAGAACCAGCUUGAUGAAUACAAGGAGAAAAAUCGCAGAGAACUUGCAGAUGUGCAGAGACAAUUGAAAGAAAAAAACCUUGAGGUAGAAAAAUCACGCCUGACAACCAUUAGAAUGCAGGAUGAGAUGCGUCUCCUGGAAGAAAACUUGAGGGACCACCAGAGAGCUCAAGAUGAAGCAAUAACAAAAACUCAGUUGUUAGAACAGACUGUGAAGGGUUUGGAGUAUGAACUGGAAGCCAAAAACCACCUGAAAGAUGACCGAGCAAGACAAAUCAAAUUAAUGGAGGAUAAAUUAUCUCACCUGGAACUUGAGCUUGAUGAAGAAAAGAAUAAUUCGGAUUUGUUGUCUGAGAGGAUCAGUAGAUGCAGAGAACAGAUUGAACAAAUGAGAACAGAACUACUUCAGGAAAGAGCUACAAAGCAAGAUUUGGAAUGUGACAAGAUUUCUCUGGAAAGACAGAACAAGGACUUAAGGAGUCGAAUCCUUCACCUGGAAGGUUCUUAUCGAUCAAGUAAAGAAGGACUUGUUGCUCAAAUGGAAGCAAGGAUCACGGAGCUAGAAGAACGACUUGAAAAUGAAGAGAGGGAUAGGGCUAAUUUCCAACUAAGUAACCGCAGACUUGAGAGAAAAGUGAAGGAGUUAAUGUUGCAAGUAGAUGAUGAACAUCUCUCAUUGACUGACCAGAAGGAUCAGUUGAGUUUGCGUUUGAAAGCAAUGAAGCGUCAAGUUGAAGAAGCAGAGGAAGAAAUAGACAGACUGGAAAGUGCUAAAAAGAAACUUCAGAGAGACCUAGAAGAGCAACUAGAUAUGAAUGAACAAUUGCAAGGACAGCUUAAUGCUGCAAAAAAGGAAUUGAGUAGACGAAAGAAGUCACCAAGUAAAGUGCUGACUGAUUUUGAUGAUGAUGAUGACGAUGACGAGUUCAGCACGGAUGGCGAUAGUCUCUGUGAAGCACCUUCAGGAAAUAACUUUUCAAAAGAUAGUGACACAAUAAUGUAAAAUAAGUAUUGGCUCUGUGUUUCCUUGAAAGUACUGGAAGAGUAACUUAAACUAUCAAAAACCUGGAUAUUUUAGAAGCCAAAUACCAUAAAGGGAUGUAAGAUCUGGGAAUUUGAUGUUUCCAUCCAUACUGUGCCAUUUUCUUAUUUAGAUAUCUUCUGCUUAUUAUAGAAAAGAGAACUGUGUUGUAAAACAGCUAUAAAACAUGGUUAUAUAUAACUGCUACUGAAAACACAGGGAUAACAUUUCGCCUUGGAAUUGUGAUUUUGUUAAAAUUCUGUUUAAGUAAAGAGCCAUUUGAAAGUAAUUCAAGUUCAGUUUGUAGUUAAUAAAGCUUUUUCACUAAAAUUAAGGAAGACACAGAUGAUUAUUUAAUAAUUGUAAGUACAGAUGAAUGAUAUAUAGAUUGUAAAUAUUUUAAAAAUCUGAUCUUUUAUUGACUACUUUAGUACUAUUUUGUAAAGUUUUAAGUAUUAUAAAAAUCAGUUUCAUAUGUAGAAUAUCUAAAUUUAUACUAAAUAUUAUACUUGGGUUUUAACUAAAAUAAAAUACUUUUUUUGCAUUACA